Molecule: messenger RNA, 396 nt
Organism: Bipolaris oryzae ATCC 44560
Lineage: Eukaryota; Fungi; Ascomycota; Dothideomycetes; Pleosporales; Pleosporaceae
Exons: 1
Coding region: 1-396 (131 amino acids)
Source: RefSeq, a predicted model, not a curated record
AUGAGAAUUCGUUGUCGUGGUCUACAUCAUGCGGAUUUUGGGGGAUAUGCAAAUGCACUACGAUCACCGGGCAACAAAGUCGUAACUGGAAGCUUUGUGAUGAGUGAAUAUUGUUCAGAUUAUGGCGACGAAAAGAUUCAAGAAGGGCUCUUACUACCAGUAUUUGAGGUUCAGUCAAAUCAAAAGGUAAUCACAGGCUUAGUGCUCAAGCUUUCGGAUGAAGGACAGGGUGUCUAUCGCAGGGUCGGGAGAUUCUCUGCACCCUUGAAAGAGAGUUUGAUCAAUACACUUGGUCAAAUCGUAGAUGGCGGAGAUGAACAUUUAAGUAGGACUUAUGCUGAGGUGUUGAGAGGUGAUUCUAGUGUUACUCUAGGUUAUAUGGUUGAUAUAAUCUAG